Echinops telfairi (small Madagascar hedgehog) is the source of this 1486-nucleotide messenger RNA. It is a transcript of the gene CERKL, whose product is annotated as ceramide kinase like. The transcript has 12 exons. Bases 144 to 1190 code for a protein of 348 amino acids. Gene Ontology annotation, molecular function: kinase activity. The record is from RefSeq and is a predicted model, not a curated record. Lineage: Eukaryota; Metazoa; Chordata; Mammalia; Afrosoricida; Tenrecidae.
AAGGAAGGAGUGGCUUCCGUGAUGAUUACAGCCAAGAAAACACUGGGUUUUCAAACAGACCAAAGUCAUUGAAGAUACUCCUGAACCCCCAAAGCCACAAAAAGGAAGCUACCCAGAUCUAUUAUGAGAAGGUUGAACCCCUGAUGAAGCUUGCAGGAAUAAAAACGGACGUCACAAUAACGGAAUAUGAAGGGCAUGCUCUAUCACUGCUUAAAGAAUGCGAGCUCCAAGGAUUUGACGGGGUCGUCUGUGUUGGGGGAGAUGGGUCUGCCAGUGAAGUAGCCCAUGCUUUGCUACUUAGAGCCCAGAAGAAUGCUGGGAUGGAAACAGACUGUCUCUUGACCCCCGUCAGAGCACAGCUUCCUCUCGGGGUAAUACCAGCAGGUUCUACUAAUGUUCUGGCCCACUCUCUCCAUGGAGUCCCUCAUGUGGUAACUGCAGCUUUGCACAUUAUCCUGGGGCACAUACAGCCCGUUGAUGUCUGUACCUUCAGCACCACUGGCAGGCUUCUUCGAUUUGGAUUCUCCGCCAUGUUUGGCUUUGGUGGGAGAACUUUGGCUCUGGCGGAAAAACAUCGAUGGAUGUCUCCUAACCAACGGAGAGAUUUUGCUGUCAUCAAGGCUCUGGCAAAAUUAAAGCCAGAGGACUGUGAAAUAGCAUUUUUACCACUUAAAACCUCUCAGGAUUUACAAGACAGGAAGGCCCAGGGAUCUUCUAAAUCUGGUGAUGGUGAGGAGUGGCAAGUGACCCGGGGUCAGAUCCUGAAUGUCAGCAUCAUGGCAAUCCCUUGCCUGUGUUCAGUGGCACCAAGAGGCUUGGCACCCAACACCAGAUUAAAUAACGGAAGUAUGGCCCUGAUCAUUGUACGAAACACUUCUCGACCAGCAUUUGUCAAACAUCUAAAAAGAUAUGCCAGUGUACAGAAUCAGUUCAAUUUUCCAUUUGUUGAGACUUACACUGUUGAAGAAGUUAAAGUUCAACAAAAGAAUAAUUUGAAUGGACACAAUUCAGACGAGAGACAUGAGCCUCAUGAAAUUGGUCUGGAAAACAGUUUCCCGUGGAAUGUAGAUGGUGAUUUAAUGGAAGUAGCAUCUGAGGUCCAUGUAAAAUUGCACCCAAGACUUAUUAGUCUUUAUGGUGGAGAUGUGGAAGACAUGAAUGAUGGCAAAGCAACAUGCAAUUGUUUGUGAAAGAAUGUAAAAACUAGAGUUUUAAUAUGAAGGAAUAUAGUCACGCUUUAAACAGAUAUCUUAAUAGAAGUGUAUUUUAAGGUAUUAUAAUAGCUAUUUUUGAUGCUACUAAAAAUCAAAUCUAGAGCUUUAAGAAAUCUAGAUAAAAAUAAAUAUAUCAAAACAAAAUUUGGUUUUGGAGAACACGGUAUUGAUGUUAAAAGUAAGUAAGUCAUGUAGUUACAAUGUAACAAGCAUCAAUAUUUAACCUAGGUAAUUCUAAAGUGAAGCAAUAUAAAUUCUUGCAUUUACCCAGA